Molecule: messenger RNA, 1819 nt
Organism: Belonocnema kinseyi
Lineage: Eukaryota; Metazoa; Arthropoda; Insecta; Hymenoptera; Cynipidae
Product: beta-1,3-galactosyltransferase 5
Exons: 3
Coding region: 298-1476 (392 amino acids)
Cellular component (GO): membrane
Molecular function (GO): hexosyltransferase activity
Source: RefSeq, a predicted model, not a curated record
UCUCAAGGAUUCUCUGGAGUUUUCGUAAAUUACGAAUAAUUGCGAGCAUUUAAAUGAAAUUUUAGAGAACUUUCGGGAAUUUCUCGACACUCGAAAUUUAUGUAUGUGGAAUGUGGAUAGAACGGUUAAUGCGUGAGUGUUUGUGAAGGUUUGGGGAAAGUGAAACGGCUUGAAACUAGAAAGAAUAAGCUGGAAUAAGUGGAGUGAAUCAUGGAAAAGAAACAAGUACUAAAUAAUUGUUGAUAAUACAAUAACUAAUUGUUGUAAGAGUGAAAAUGUACACAUUUUUUUACGACGAUGAAGGAAAAUAAGUUAAGAACAGAAGAAAUAUUCAAUAAGUUCAACCUACAUUCGAAUGUGAUUUUGAGAGAUAAUGGAAGUUCGCAAAACAUGAAUGUUAAAUAUGGAAUUCCGGUUCUGUUUAUAUGUUUUGGAGUUUUUAUAUUUUUAAUAAAUGUCCUGGGAGGUCGACCGCAUUUUAAAAGACUGAAACCACCCAAUGGAGUUCUUACCAAAAAGUCAGAUUCCAGCACAUUGUUGGACCUGAUAAACUUCAAAUAUGAAAUUUCCCCAGAAUGUGACGCCUCUCACUUGAUAUGGAUCGUCACAUCUUUCGCUGGAGACGUUUUCGAAAGAAGCGCGAUUCGCCGCGCCUAUAAUUCCAAAGAACUCUCAAAUUUAGGAAUCAAAAGGGUAUUUCUACUUGGCCUACUAGAUGAAAAUUCUCAAAAAAAGACUGGCAUCUCGCAAUUAGCAAUAGAAAAUGAAUCUCGAAGAUUCAAAGACAUAGUCCAAGGAAACUUUAUAGAAGCUUAUCGAAACCUGACCUACAAACACUUGAUGGGAUUGAAAUGGUCAGCCGAAAACUGUGAUCAUGUUCCUUAUAUUAUGAAAAUGGACGAUGACAUUAUCAUAAAUAUAUACCAAGUAUUAGAAAGACUAGAAAAAAUUGAAAUAAAUAAUUCCCUAGUCGGCCACGUCCUGGAAAAUAUGAAUCCGAUCAGAGAACCUGCCAACAAAUGGUUCGUCACCAAAGACGAAUAUCUUCCGGAUUCUUAUCCUCCAUUUGUUUCCGGGUGGCUUUACGUGACUACUCCUUCCGUGGCUUCGAAAUUAGUCGAUCAAGCGAAUUUCUAUCCAAAAUAUUUCUGGAUUGACGAUGCUUUUGUAACUGGAAUUUUGAGAGAGAAGGCUGAUGUCCAAUUAAUAGACAUUCACGAGAUGUACACGACUGAUUUUGGAUUUCUGAAAUGCUGCAUCGAAGGUGGGAAAAAAAAUCUGAAAUGUGAAUUUUCCAUCGGGCCGAAUGGCGGCGAUGCUGAGCUGCAAAUUCGAUUUAAAGAAUUUGCUGAUUUGUGCAAAUUGAAAUGUGAAGAGAGGCCAGAAGAAUUUUCGGUCGCAAAAACGUGUGUUGUUGCUUUCAAUGAAAAAAGUCUCGGUAAAGGCACUGCUCAAAUACGUCCUAUAAAAAUUUAGGAUGGUGGAUUUUUUGGUCGGCAGGGUAAAUUAUGAGCUUGACUGAAAAGAAAUGUAGUUUUAAGAGAUUUAUAAUAUAUUUUAAAAAGAGAUAUUUGAGAUAUUAAUCAAUUUAUUAAUUUAUCAGCUUAACAUUUUAUUUAUAUUUGCCAUUAAAGUUUAGUGUGUUAUCUUGAUGAAAUAACAGGGUGUCCACUCAAAUACUGGAAAAAAAUCCCAGAUAAUUCCAGGUUUUUUACCAGAAAUCUCAGAUUGUUCCAGGUAUAAUUGUUUUUAUAAUAAUUCAUUAAAUUCAAUUUAAUCCGCUUAAAAUUCCUAACUUUUUGAGGAAAAUAAUAGAAUU